Messenger RNA from Mangifera indica (mango), 891 nucleotides. Its product is annotated as 40S ribosomal protein S7. The record is from RefSeq and is a predicted model, not a curated record. The coding region runs from base 122 to 697 and encodes 191 amino acids. Gene Ontology annotation, biological process: ribosomal small subunit biogenesis; rRNA processing; translation. The transcript has 6 exons. Gene Ontology annotation, molecular function: structural constituent of ribosome. Gene Ontology annotation, cellular component: cytosolic small ribosomal subunit; 90S preribosome; ribosome. Lineage: Eukaryota; Viridiplantae; Streptophyta; Magnoliopsida; Sapindales; Anacardiaceae.
GUUGGGUUUCUUUAUAUAUAAUUCCCCUUUCCUCUCAAACCCUAAGGCUUCUCUCGCUCUUUCAAAAUCUCCGAGUUCUCAUCCUCUUCGCCUUCUCGCCUUCUCUUACAGAUUAGUGAAGAUGUUUUCAUCAAAAAAGAAGAUUCACAAAGAUAAGGAUGCUGAACCAACUGAAUUUGAGGAGUCAGUCGCCCAGGCACUCUUCGAUUUGGAAAAUACCAACCAGGAGUUGAAAAGUGACUUAAAGGACUUGUAUAUAAAUUCGGCUAUGCAAAUUGAUGUUUCUGGGAACCGGAAGGCUAUUGUCGUACAUAUCCCAUACAGGUUGAGGAAGGCUUAUCGCAAGAUUCAUGUUAGGCUUGUGAGGGAACUUGAGAAGAAGUUCAGCGGGAAGGAUGUGAUUUUGAUUGCCACCAGGAGGAUUUUGAGGCCUCCAAAGAAAGGAUCUGCUGUUCAGCGUCCGCGCAGCCGCACUCUCACAACUGUGCAUGAGGCAAUUUUGGAAGAUGUUGUAUUGCCUGCUGAAAUUGUGGGGAAGCGCAUAAGAUACAGACUUGAUGGGUCAAAGAUAAUGAAGGUAUUCUUGGAUCCAAAGGAACGCAACAACACUGAGUACAAACUGGAAACAUUUGCUGCAGUUUACAGAAAGCUUUCAGGCAAAGAAGUUGUGUUUGAGUUCCCGGUGUCAGAGGCUUAGAAUAUUAUUUAGUGCCAUUUCGCCUUUCAAAUGUUUCUUCCCAUAUCCUUUUCAAACUUCGUCAUUUUCAAAAAUUUGGAAAUUUAGGUGUUCUUAGAAUCUGGUUCCUGUUAUUUUGGAUUUGAUUUUCCCUCUGCAUUUUGGAUUGAUAGAUCCUUGAUACUGUAGUCUAAUUAGAUACUAAAUUUUGCAAA